CUAGUCAGAAAAACUGUUCAAAUGGCUCUUCAAAAUCUUCCAUCUACGCUCCUCCGGACCAAUGCCCAGAUCCAGAAGCUGCUGGGAUGCCGAACGAUUUACCGGAUGAUAUUGCCCCGGAUCGGAAAACGCGAAGUGGUCGGUUGUGGCUGGAGCAACCUGCCGAUCUAUGCGGAUCGGCUUGACUUUCCCUUGCCGGCCAUCCGUUUCCGGGAACCGAGUCCGGAAGUGAUGGCUCUUCGCGAAAAGGAAAAGGGCGACUGGAACAAAAUGUCGAUAGAGGACAAGAAAGCACUCUACCGGGCAUCCUUUUGCCAGACGUUCUCGGAAAUGAAACAUCCUACCGGGGAGUGGAAGCUGUGCGCCGGAGUCGUUUUGUUGUGUACUGCUGGCUCCCUGCUUCUGGGUCUCUUCAUGAGGGGCUUCGUUUACGAUCAAAUUCCGGAUACCUUCAGCGAGGAAAGGAGAAAGGCGCAACUGAAGCGCAUUCUUACGCUGGAAAUUGACGGCAUAACCGGUCUUUCGUCAAAGUGGGACUACGAGAACAAAAAAUGGAAAUGA
Molecule: messenger RNA, 561 nt
Organism: Uranotaenia lowii
Lineage: Eukaryota; Metazoa; Arthropoda; Insecta; Diptera; Culicidae
Product: cytochrome c oxidase subunit 4 isoform 1, mitochondrial-like
Exons: 1
Coding region: 22-561 (179 amino acids)
Biological process (GO): mitochondrial electron transport, cytochrome c to oxygen
Source: RefSeq, a predicted model, not a curated record